AUGGGCGAGGUCCCUCCCGCCCUCUCCCCACUCGACGCCCUACCGCUGCCGGUUUUGCGUGACGCGCCGAUGGAGGAGAGUAAGAAAAUAAGCGAAGUCUCCCAAGAAGACAGCGUGACCGAAGUGGAAGACCUUGGCAAUCCUCUCCAGUCGGACCAACUACUUACUUACGGCAAUAUCGUUGUGACGGACUUCAGUAUGGCAGGAACAUUUAAUGCGAAGAAUAAACCAACUAAAGCCAUGGAGCGGGGUUCAAACAACCGGGAAUACAUCGCAUUAUUCAACCUUGCGCAGGCGGACCAGCACGGAAAAUUGCGGGGCGUCUGCUUGGAGAAUUCUGAGAGCCUUCUGCCCUACACCGGCCCUGAACUUCUCAAAUACGAUGACAUGUAUACAGGCCCGUGGGUUGAUGUGUGGAGUUGCGGAAUAAUCUUGUAUGCGAUGCUAUGCGGAUCCCUUCCCUUUUACGACGAUUUAAUGAAUCCAAUGGGCGACAAUAUCAUUAUGCUACAAAAUUACAUCAACCUAACGCCUCUGACCUUUCCAAGCUAUGUCACGUCUUCUGCUAGAAAGCUUAUCUCGGCAAUGCUAGAACCGGAGCUUCGCAAACGUAUAGGUGUUCGCGGGAUGCAGGUUGGCCCUUGGCACUAUGGUUAUUAAACCGGCCAAUCCUCAAUCGGAUUGACGGUCGGUUUGUUUGUAUCACUUGUAGUUAGUCCAAUCGGAUUAAGCCUACAGC
Mytilinidion resinicola is the source of this 739-nucleotide messenger RNA. RefSeq lists its product as uncharacterized. The record is from RefSeq and is a predicted model, not a curated record. Gene Ontology annotation, cellular component: cytoplasm. NCBI's taxonomy places the organism in Eukaryota, Fungi, Ascomycota, Dothideomycetes, Mytilinidiales, Mytilinidiaceae. The transcript has 3 exons. Gene Ontology annotation, molecular function: protein serine/threonine kinase activity; tau-protein kinase activity; ATP binding. Gene Ontology annotation, biological process: protein phosphorylation; microtubule cytoskeleton organization; intracellular signal transduction. Bases 1 to 660 code for a protein of 219 amino acids.